ACAUCUGCAUAUCUCUUCUUUGAUUUUUGUUUCUCUCUCUAAAAUCUUGAUUUUGAAAAACAUACUUUAAAAUCUUUCUUUUUUGGUUUGAUUAAACAAAAAAAAAAUGCCGUCAAAGGCGGAGCAAGAAUCGUUCCUACCAUCGACGCCGGGGAAAUUGAAGGACAAAUCGCACUCAAUGCACCGGCAGUUCCACCGCUGCUUCACCUCCACCAGCACCAUGUUCCUGUGGGCCCUCUUCCUGGUGGCGCUCACGGCGGCGUACCUCAGCUUCCAGUCCUUCGUCGACUCCGGCAGCAAGUACUUCCACACCGCCUGGGGCGGUAUCCAGUGGGAGAAGCAGGUCCGCUCCUCCGCCCAGAUCCGCCGCCAGGGCGGCUUCUCCGUCCUCGUCACCGGCGCCGCCGGCUUCGUCGGCAGCCACGUGUCCCUCGCCCUCAAGAAACGCGGCGACGGCGUCGUCGGCCUCGACAACUUCAACGACUACUACGACCCCUCCCUGAAGAAGUCCCGGAAGAACCUCCUCAGCUCUCAGGGCGUGUUCGUCGUCGACGGCGAUAUCAACGACGCGCGGCUGCUGGCGAAGCUCUUCGAGAUCGCGCCGCUCAGCCACGUCAUGCACCUGGCGGCGCAGGCCGGCGUCCGCUACGCCAUGGAGAACCCACACUCGUACGUCCACAGCAACAUCGCGGGCCUCGUCACGCUUCUCGAGGCAUGCAAGAAAGCCGACCCGCAACCCGCCGUCGUGUGGGCCAGCUCCAGCUCGGUAUACGGGUUAAACGAAAAGGCCCCAUUUUCCGAGUCGGACCGAACCGACCGACCCGCCUCACUCUACGCCGCCACAAAAAAAGCCGGCGAGGAAAUCACCCACACCUACAACCACAUCUACGGGCUCUCCAUAACCGGGCUGAGAUUCUUCACCGUCUACGGGCCAUGGGGCCGGCCCGACAUGGCCUACUUCUCCUUCACCCGGAACAUCCUCCAAGGUAAACCGAUCACAAUAUACCGGGGCAAGAACCGGGUCGAACUCGCCCGGGACUUCACUUACAUCGACGACAUUGUCAAAGGCUGCGUGGCGUCACUUGACACGUCAAAGAAGAGCACCGGGUCGGGCGGGAAGAAACGGGGCCCGGCCCAAUUCCGGAUCUUCAAUCUGGGUAACACCUCACCCGUAACGGUACCCAUGAUGGUCAGCUUAUUGGAAAAGCACUUAAAAGUAAAAGCGAAAAAGCACUUUUUGGAAAUGCCCGGAAACGGCGACGUUCCGUUCACACACGCGAAUAUCAGUUCGGCCCAGAUCGAAUUAGGGUAUAAACCGACAACCGAUUUGCAAACCGGGUUGAGGAAGUUUGUUAGAUGGUACUUAUCUUAUUAUGGCUACAAUCACGGCAAGUCUUUAAAAUGAUUUUAAUUUUCAUUUUUUUUUUUUUUUUUUUUAAAUAUUUUUUUCUUUAAUUUUUAGUGGUUAAUUCAUAAUUGUGUUGAUUAAAUAUCAAGGGAUAAAGGAUGGGAAAAAAAAAGAGAGGUGAAAGUAUAUUCCUUUUCUUGAGGAUAAGAAAUCUGCUUCCUAUCUUCAAUUUACGGUUAUAUGCUGUCAUUUUUGCCCAAAUGACUUUUUUGUCCCUGUGUAUAUGUAUUUUCCAAAACGACGUCGAUUUGUAUCUGUAAUUUUACCACAUGAAUACUAUACCGUUUUUUCAAUUUUA
Messenger RNA from Erythranthe guttata (spotted monkey flower), 1706 nucleotides. Its product is annotated as UDP-glucuronate 4-epimerase 1. The record is from RefSeq and is a predicted model, not a curated record. NCBI's taxonomy places the organism in Eukaryota, Viridiplantae, Streptophyta, Magnoliopsida, Lamiales, Phrymaceae.